Microcebus murinus (gray mouse lemur) is the source of this 5219-nucleotide messenger RNA. The record is from RefSeq and is a predicted model, not a curated record. NCBI's taxonomy places the organism in Eukaryota, Metazoa, Chordata, Mammalia, Primates, Cheirogaleidae.
UCCUGCCUCGGCCUUCCAAAUUGCUAGGAUUACAGGCAUAAGCCAUUACACCCAGUCAAAAUUUUGCAUUUAAUUUCAAUGUUCUGAAGCUUAGUGAGUCGCUGAUUAAGAGCCCUUGCCUUAUUCUCAUUGUAUCACACGUCUCUUGUGUUAUCCUCUUACAGCGAUGUUCUGCUGUUUCUUGGCCACGCGACCCAUACUCCUCUUUUAGGUCUGAGGUCAAACAGCCCCUCCUUUCGGGAUCCUUCCCUGACUCCCAAGCAUGGGCAGGCACCUUCUUUGGAUCUAGUCCAGUGCCCGAGAAGCAGGAGGCUUUUAACAGAUAUUUCUAAAAAACGAUCGAAUGUCUUCUGUUCUCUUUCCCAAGCAUCCAGAGCGCGAAAACCCAGUAUAAACUUGUGUCCAUCCCAGAGGUCACUGCAGGGGCCAUGAGGUACCCCAUGUAACACCAGGUCAGCCAGGCCCCUGGCCACUUACCCUGUCAUCUGCAGUGGUCCUGUACCCUGAAUGAGGAGGAAAAUUAGCUUUUUGAAGAGAAACUAAUUACUUAUCACAGGCACCGGCCUCCUACUCUGGAGGGGAAGAGAUGAGCUGUUUGGCCCAGGUGACGGGAACCGAGGCCACUCUUGUGGUAGCAUUGUGAUUAGCACCAUGCCUCCUCCCCGAACAAGGGAGGGCCGGAAUCAGCGAGACCACCACCAGGCUCCCAAUGAGGACGAGAUCCUGGAAAGAUGGGACUGGAAUUGUCCAGAGACGCGUCGCCUCUUGGAAGAUGCCUUCUUCCGUGAAGAGGGUUGUAUCCGUCAGGGUUCUGAGGAGUGCCAGAAGUUUUGGACCUUCUUUGAACGCCUGCAGAGAUUCCAGAAUCUCAAGACCUCCAGGAAGGAGGAGAAAGACCCCGGGCAUCGCAAGGACAGUGUCCCAGCCCUGGCCGACCUACCUCGCACUUACGACCCUCGGUACCGCAUCAACCUGUCUGUCCUUGGUCCCGAUGUGCGAGGCUCUCGGGGACCAGGCAGGGGCCUGCCGCCAGAGAGAGUGUCUGAGUUCCGCCGAGCCCUGUUACACUACCUGGACUUCGGCCAGAAGCAGGCGUUCGGGCGGCUGGCCAGACUGCAGCGCGAGCGCGCGGCGCUUCCCAUUGCCCAGUACGGGACCCGCAUCCUGAAGACGCUCAAGGAGCAUCAGGUGGUGGUGGUGGCUGGGGACACGGGCUGUGGCAAGUCUACUCAGGUGCCCCAGUACCUGCUGGCUGCCGGCUUCAGUCACGUGGCAUGCACCCAGCCCCGGCGAAUUGCCUGCAUCUCACUGGCCAAGCGUGUUGGCUUUGAGAGCCUCAGUCAGUAUGGCUCGCAGGUUGGCUACCAGAUCCGCUUUGAGAGCACGCGUUCGGCGGCCACCAAGAUCGUGUUCCUGACCGUCGGGCUGCUUCUGCGGCAAAUCCAGCGCGAGCCCAGCCUGCCCCAGUAUGAGGUCCUGAUCGUGGAUGAAGUCCAUGAGCGGCACCUCCACAACGACUUCCUCCUGGGCGUCCUCCGGCGCCUGCUGCCCAAGCGGCCUGACCUCAAGGUCAUCCUCAUGUCGGCCACCAUCAACAUCUCGCUCUUCUCCAGCUACUUCGGCAAUGCCCCUGUCGUGCAGGUGCCUGGCAGGCUCUUCCCCAUCACGGUGGUGUACCAGCCGCACGAGGCAGAGCCGACUGCAUCCAAGUCAGAGAAGCUGGACCCGCGGCCUUUCCUGAGGGUGUUGGAGGCCAUCGACAAUAAGUACCCCGCUGAGGAGCGGGGCGACCUUCUCGUCUUCCUCAGCGGCAUGGCGGAGAUCGGCGCCGUGCUCGAGGCCGCCCAGACCUACGCCAGCCACACGCAGCGCUGGGUGGUGCUGCCGCUGCACAGCGCCCUCUCCGUGGCCGACCAGGACAAGGUAUUUGAUGUGGCGCCCCCUGGAGUCAGGAAAUGCAUCCUUUCCACCAACAUCGCAGAAACCUCGGUCACCAUUGAUGGGAUCCGCUUCGUGGUAGAUUCUGGGAAGGUGAAGGAGAUGAGCUACGACCCGCAGGCCAAGCUUCAGCGGCUGCAGGAGUUCUGGAUCAGCCAGGCCAGCGCAGAGCAGCGGAAGGGCCGUGCAGGCCGCACGGGCCCUGGGGUCUGCUUCCGCCUCUACGCCGAAUCCGACUACGACGCCUUCGCCCCCUACCCUGUCCCUGAAAUUCGACGGGUGGCCCUGGACGCCCUGGUGCUGCAGAUGAAGAGCAUGAGCGUGGGGGACCCGCGAACCUUCCCUUUCAUUGAGCCCCCGCCAGCAGCCAGCCUGGAAACUGCCAUCUUCUACCUCCAGGACCAGGGGGCCCUGGACAGCUCAGAGGCCCUCACUCCCAUCGGGUCCCUGCUGGCCCAGCUGCCUGUGGACGUCGUGAUUGGGAAGAUGCUGAUCCUGGGGUCCAUGUUCAACCUGGAGGAGCCCGUGCUCACCAUCGCGGCCGCCCUCAGCGUCCAGUCGCCCUUCAUCCGCAGCGCCCAGGGCAGCCCGGAGUGCGUGGCAGCGCGGCGGCCGCUGGAGAGCGACCAAGGCGACCCCUUCACGCUCUUCAAUGUCUUCAACGCCUGGGUGCAGGUGAAAUCUGAACGGAGCAGAAACUCCCGCAAGUGGUGCCGCCGCCGGGGCGUGGAGGAGCACCGGCUUUAUGAGAUGGCCAACCUGCGGCGGCAGUUCAAGGACCUGUUGGCGGACCACGGGCUGCUGGCCAGGGCCCAGGCCCGGGAGGCGGAGGACAGCCACAGCCGGCUGCAGCAGCGCCGCGAGCGCCGCACCCUGUUCCAGCUGAAGCGCCGGCACGAGGAGGGCGGGGCGCGCAGGCGCAAGGUGCUGCGGCUGCAGGAGGAGCAGGCGGGCUGCUCCAGCGACGAGGACCGCGCAGGGCCCGCCCCCCAGGGCGCCGCGGACAGCGUGGACAUCCAGGAUGUGAAGUUCAAGCUCCGGCACAACCUGGAGCAGCUGCAGGCGGCCGCCAGCUCGGCCCAGGACCUGACCUGCGACCAGCUGGCCCUGCUCAAGCUGGUGCUGGGCCGCGGCCUUUACCCGCAGCUGGCCGUCCCGGACGAGUUCAACAGCGGCCGCAAGGACUCCGACCAGAUCUUCCACACGCGGGCCAAGCAGGGCACCGUGCUGCACCCCACCUGCGUCUUCGCCAGCAGCCCCGAGGUGCUGCACGCACGGGAGCGCGAGGCCCGGGGCCGCGAAGGCAGCCGAGAGGACAGGGACAAGAUGAGCAGCAGGCACCAGCUCCUCGCCUUCGUCUCCCUGCUGGAGACCAACAAGCCGUACCUGGUGAACUGCGUCCGCGUCCCCGCCCUCCAGUCCCUGUUGCUGUUCAGCCGGUCCCUGGACACCAGUGGUGACUGCUCCCGCCUGGUGGCCGACGGCUGGCUGGAACUGCAGCUGGCAGAUGCCGAGAGCGCCGUGCGGCUCCUGGCCGCCGCCCUGCGGCUGCGCGCGCGCUGGGAGAGCGCCCUGGACCGGCAGCUGGCUCGGCAGGCCGGGCCUCGGCCGCAGGAGGAGGAAGAGGAGGCUCUGCCGCUCAGUCCUAAGGAGGUGGCUGCCCUGAGCAGGGACCUGCUGCAGUUCAUGGCAUCCAAGGUUCCCUACAGUCUUCGGCGGCUCACGGGGCUGGAAACCCAGAACCUCUAUGUGGGACCCCAGACCAUCACAGCUGCCCCCAGUCUGCCCGGCCUCUUUGGCAGCUCCCCCCUGUCCCCCCACCCCACCAAGGGGGGCUACGCAGUCACUGACUUCCUCACCUACAACUGCCUCACGGGUCUGAGGACGCUGCCCCCGAGCCCCUGCAGAAGGCGUCUGCCCUCCAGAGAGCCUACCGCUGCGAGCACUGCCAGAAGGACUUUCUCUUCACGCCCACGGAGGUGCUGCGGCACCGCAAGCAGCACGUGUGAGCUGGCUGGAAGCCCUGCCAGGGGCAGGGAGUGUCUGCCCACAGGCCUGUGCCUCCCCCAGCCCGGGCCCAGGGCCAGGACCCCUGCCUGAACUCCCGGCCUGUGCUCAGCCCCGCGGUCCAGCCCCGGCCCCAGGGAGGGCGAGCGCCUGUGCCAGUAAAGCCUGCGUCCCGACUCCGACCUUGAGGCCCGCUCCUGCCUGUGCAGGAUGCGGCGGCUGCCCUCCGCCGGUCCGGCCCAGGGUCUGGCUUCUAUCCCUCCUGCUGCAGUGCACCAGCUGAGGAGCCUGGGCGGGGUGGGGAGGUAGAGCCGAGCAGCGACUUCGCACCGGUUCCAGGUGCAGCAUCUUACAGUGCUCUGGCAGCUGCGCUCUCCUGAGUCUGUCCCCACAGUCUCUGCUUCCCCUUGAACUACAGAGCCCAGAAUUUGAGGUUGCUGUGAGCUGUGUGGCGCCACAGCACUCUAGCCGGGCAACAGAGCAAGACUCUGUCUCAAAAAAACAAAAUGGGAAAACGGUGGAGAAAAUAAAUGAAAUAAAACGCUGAUACUUUGCAAAGAGCAAUGAAAUGGAUCAGGAGAAGAAGAUGCAGUAUGGGAAUGAAGACACCACCACCACAGAGGUGAAAAGGUUAGGGGAACACUAUGAACAGCUUGAUGCUGAUAAAGUCAUCAACUCAGUUGAAAUGGAAAAGUUUCUUGAAAGACGCAAACUACUAACGCUCACUUGAGAAGACACAGAAAAACCGUGCAACUCUACUAAGGGAAUUUAAUUCAUACUUAACAAAGAGAACAAGGUCAGGUGGGCUCACUGGCGACCUCUACCAAACAUGGAAGGAAGAAAAGAUACCAACCCAACACAACUCUUCCGCAAUGUAGAAGACACAUCCUGACUUUGCCUAAACCAGACUAAGACAAAACCACAAAGGGAAAUAUCCUUCAUGAACAUAGGCAAAAAGAUCCUUAAUAAAAGUUUAGCAAAUGAUAUUUAGCAAUAUAUGAGAACAGUAUGUCAUGGCCAAGUGGAGUUUAUUUAGGAAUGCAAGGUUGGUUUAACAUUUGAGAAGCAAUGUGAUUUACCACAUUAAAAACAGAAGAAGCAUGGGAUAAAUUUCAACUCUUGUGACCUUGAAUAAACCCCUCAGUGUUUCUGUGACACUCUUUUCCCUUGAGAAAUGAACACAGCUAAACUGUCUAUUUUCCCCAAAGAUUUCAUUUGGAUACGGAAACCUUGGAAAGCCUAAUAUACUAAAUAAAUAUAUUAUUUUUUCCUGA